Medicago truncatula (barrel medic) is the source of this 1259-nucleotide messenger RNA. RefSeq names its product peroxidase P7. The transcript is spliced from 4 exons. Lineage: Eukaryota; Viridiplantae; Streptophyta; Magnoliopsida; Fabales; Fabaceae. Gene Ontology annotation, molecular function: peroxidase activity; heme binding. The coding region runs from base 142 to 1098 and encodes 318 amino acids. The record is from RefSeq and is a predicted model, not a curated record. Gene Ontology annotation, biological process: hydrogen peroxide catabolic process; response to oxidative stress.
UACUUUUACGUAAAAGUAAUUCAAAUUGGAUAUUGGUUCGAUUAAGUAAUAAUUAUAACCAACUCUAUUCUUCAUGUAUACUAGUACUAUUAAAGAGAAGGCACUAAUUUUGUUCAUUUUUGUGUUCUCUAUAUAGCUUACAUGGCUUCUUACUACUUCCUCUUAUUUGUUCUUGUUGCUGCUUCUGCAAUAUCUGAAGCAGAUGCCAAAAAGAAGUUAUCUAAAGACUUCUACUGCAGCAGCUGUCCGGAACUGUUGUCUAUAGUGAACCAAGGAGUCAUAAAUGCCAUUAAGAAAGAAACUCGAAUAGGAGCUUCUUUACUUCGAUUGCAUUUCCAUGACUGCUUUGUAAACGGGUGUGAUGCAUCAAUACUUUUGGAUGAUACAAGCAGUUUCAUAGGAGAAAAAACAGCAGCUGCUAACAAUAAUUCAGCUAGAGGAUUCAACGUGAUUGAUGACAUCAAAGCCAAUGUGGAAAAAGCAUGCCCAGGGGUUGUGUCCUGUGCUGAUAUUCUUACCCUGGCUGCCCGGGACUCUGUUGUUCAUCUAGGAGGCCCUUCAUGGAAUGUAGGCUUGGGAAGAAGGGAUUCAAUCACAGCUAGUAGAUCUGAUGCCAAUAACUCAAUUCCUGCACCAUUUCUCAAUCUAAGCGCUCUCAAAACAAAUUUUGCUAACCAAGGACUCUCAGCUAAGGACUUGGUGGCUCUUUCAGGUGCACAUACAAUUGGCCUAGCUAGAUGUGUACAAUUUCGAGCACACAUCUACAAUGACUCCAACGUUGACUCCUUAUUUAGAAAGUCUCUACAAAACAAAUGCCCCAGAAGUGGAAAUGACAAUGUGCUUGAACCCCUCGACCAUCAAACACCGACUCAUUUCGAUAACCUAUACUUCAAGAAUUUACUAGCUAAAAAGGCUCUUCUCCAUUCAGACCAGGAGCUAUUCAAUGGAAGCUCUACCGAUAAUCUGGUAAGGAAAUAUGCUACUGAUAAUGCUAAAUUUUUUAAAGCCUUUGCCAAGGGUAUGGUCAAAAUGAGUAGCAUCAAGCCCCUCACAGGAAGCAAUGGACAGAUCAGAACCAAUUGCAGAAAAAUCAACUGAAAAUUAGUAAUAUGUAUCUAUAAUAAUACAUAUAUGUAUGAGUGUGUAAUUAUCCAUCUACAUUUUCAAAAUCAUGCCUAAUGAUACUGUUUCAUUUUUCGUUAGGCAAAUAAAAUGUAAACAUGGUAAGAUAUUCAUUUAUAGCAAGUUUUGUAUUGUAA